AUGAAGACUACCGUCUUUGUCACGCUUCUCUCUGCGGCUGCUUCGCUCGUCAGCGCCGGCAUCGUCGUCACGCCUGUUUUCUUUAACCAGAUCGUUGAGAAGCUCUCUGGCGAUUGUCCUUUUGGCGUAGUUACUCCUCAAGGUUGCGCUCCUCAGCGCGGUUAG
Molecule: messenger RNA, 165 nt
Organism: Fusarium proliferatum ET1
Lineage: Eukaryota; Fungi; Ascomycota; Sordariomycetes; Hypocreales; Nectriaceae
Exons: 2
Coding region: 1-165 (54 amino acids)
Source: RefSeq, a predicted model, not a curated record